This is a messenger RNA of Fonsecaea multimorphosa CBS 102226, 819 nucleotides long. RefSeq lists its product as uncharacterized. The transcript is spliced from 2 exons. The record is from RefSeq and is a predicted model, not a curated record. Lineage: Eukaryota; Fungi; Ascomycota; Eurotiomycetes; Chaetothyriales; Herpotrichiellaceae. Bases 1 to 819 code for a protein of 272 amino acids.
AUGGAUUUUUAUAACCUUCCCAACGUCACCGAUCCUCAUCCUCCCACUGCUCUGGCCCUCCAGAGGGUGACUCCAGUCCUUUCUUACUUCGCGGUCGCAUUUUCUUUGGCCAGUUUCAUCUGGUGGUGUAUACAAGACUACCGCUUCUUCAAAUCGUUGGGAGUUGGCGGCCCUUCUCAUGAUAUCUUCGGCUGGUUCAAAGUCCACAUACUCGUCAGACCUUUCACCCUCGCUCCUCGAGAUACCACGUGGACUGGCGACUAUCCGGGCUAUGGGGCUCACAAGGAGAUCAUGGCGCUGCCACAUCGAAAGGGUGAACGGCCAGUGAUCAUGGGCAUUGCCCCUCAAAGACAAUUCACUCAGUGUCCAGACCAAGAAAUGAACUCGCGCGUACUUGCCUUGUUCUCGUCUUUUGUCCACAAAAACCCCAACCUGCUGCAGCAAAGACUCUCGGUUGUCGAAAAACACCACUAUGCACUCUUUGUGCAUCCAAGCAUACUUGCCAAGGCAGACAACCUUCCGGAAAUUGCAAGCAUCGCCAACGGCGAACUGGGGCAUAUCCACGGAGAGACCUCACUGCACCUUUACUUCUCACCGGCAGACGCGAAAAUCCUCAUUGAACGGGGUUGGGCUCAACGGCAUCGAUGUGCCAGGACUCAACCGUGGUGGUUUGGUGGCCUGAAGAAUAUGUGGGGUAUAGGAGACACAUUCCUCAUUGUGUACGCUCCGAGGAACCAGGAGGAACUUGAGGUGUUAUGUGUCCUGAUUAAGGCCAGCAUCAUGUUUAUGACAGGCGAACAGGAUGUCGUCAAGCCGUAA